This is a messenger RNA of Arabidopsis lyrata subsp. lyrata, 1048 nucleotides long. Its product is annotated as CASP-like protein 2B1. Bases 297 to 845 code for a protein of 182 amino acids. NCBI's taxonomy places the organism in Eukaryota, Viridiplantae, Streptophyta, Magnoliopsida, Brassicales, Brassicaceae. The record is from RefSeq and is a predicted model, not a curated record. The transcript has 3 exons.
GUUGAAUCUAAAAACUAAUUUGUCAAGCCUUUAAUUUACACAAAACUAGUAGCAAACUUAUUCGUCAACACACUCAAUUUUGGUGAUAUUUUUCAAUAAUGGCAUAGGGACCCAAAGCGAUGUGAAGUAAAAGCAUGAAGCUUCUCUCUAUUUAAAGCCUUAAGCCGAAUGUGGACACUAUUUCUCUUUAGUCUCUCUACGGAACCUGUCUUCCUGUCUUGUCCAAAAUCGGAUUUUUAAGAGUACAAGUGAGUUAUUUGGUGGCCGAAAUCAGUCCUGGAGACCUCAGCAGCAAGAUGAAGCUAAUUGAUCGAAGAAUGAGGUUAACGGAACUGCUCUUACGAUGCUCCAUCAGUGUCUUCGCUCUCCUCGCGCUUAUUCUGGUUGUUACUGACACUGAGGUCAAGCUAAUCUUCACUAUCAAGAAGACGGCCAAGUACACCGACAUGAAGGCGGUUGUGUUCUUGGUGGUGGCUAAUGGGAUAGCUGCGGUUUAUUCUUUGUUGCAAUCAGUUCGUUGCGUAGUGGGUACGAUGAAAGGAAGGGUUUUGUUUAGUAAGCCUCUUGCUUGGGCCUUUUUCUCUGGUGAUCAGGCGAUGGCGUACUUGAAUGUGGCAGCCAUUGCAGCGACAGCAGAGUCUGGUGUGAUUGCAAGAGAAGGAGAGGAAGAUUUGCAAUGGAUGAGAGUGUGCAAUAUGUAUGGCAAGUUUUGCAACCAAAUGGCUAUAGGAGUCUCCAGCGCGUUGUUAGCCUCCAUUGCUAUGGUUUUCGUCUCCUGCAUUUCUGCUUUUAGUCUCUUCCGCUUGUACGGUGCCACCAGAGACCGCAGAACCACACCUUGGUGAAGUUCUUGCGCUUUGUCUUCUUUACUAGUGUUGAAUGUUGUUGUUAAAAAAACAAAUAGUAAAAAAGUGUAGGCCCUUGUUGGUUCUUCUUCUUCUUCUUGAUAAUGUUAUAUGUGACAAACAAUAUGUAAAACUAGACUAUUGAUGUUCUGUGUCAAUGUGCCAUAUGCUGUGAUCAAAAACAAGACUUAUUGUUGAGCAAA